GGGGCGGGGCGGGCGGCCACGUGCUGCGGCGGAGAAGGAGCAAGAGGACGAUGGCGGCCAAGAAGAAGGGCCGGGCGCGCUGGGGCCCCUCCCCCUCGUCCCCGUCCCCGUCCUCCCCGGGCCCCUCGUCCUCGUCCUCCCCCUGCCCCUCCCCCUCGCCCUCCCCCCUGCUGGCCGUCGCCGCCUGCGCCCAGGAAGGAGACGAGCGCGUCCCCCGGGCCUUCCGAAGCUUCCACGUCCGGCUGGGCCUCGACUACGUGAAACGGGCCGACCUGCCCGUGGGCCGGCCAGUGCUGAUCACCACCGCGCCGGGGAGGCAGGAGGUGUGCGUGGCCUGGCCGGUGGCCGGCUUCCCCGCCGGAAAGAUCGGACUCAGCGAGGCCCAGCGGGACGGUCUGCGCGUCAAGCCGGAGGAGCGCGUCGGCGUGCGGCCCCUCACGGGGCCCGUCCUCCCGGCCCACGAGGUCCGGCUGGAGCUCAGGGACGAAGAUGCGGACGUGAACCCGGAGGAGCUGAGGAGCUGUCUUCUGAGGAAACUGGAUGGCAAGGUGGUAUCGCCCGGCUGGCCCCUGCACCUGGCUUUCUACGGCCGGACGUGCGUCCUGAAGGUCACGCGGGUCAGGGGGGCCGACGGGGCCGUGCUGGAGGGGGCGACGCCGGAGACCCCCUCCCCCGAGGCGCUGGACCUGUCUCUGCCCCUGGGUCGGCUGGACCUGAGCGACCUCGGGGGGGCCGCGUCCCCGGGCCCGCUCCCGGGGACCCCCUCCGGGCCCGCGGGGGCGGACGGUCUCGGCCCGCCCCCGGGCAGCCCCGCGCCGGCCGGGGAGGACGGUCCGGGCCGGGCGCUCGGGUCGGGGUCGGCUCUGACCGACAGCCCGGCCACCGCGCCCGGCCCCGGAUGGUCCGCGGCGGACGGCCCGGCCACCGCGCCCGGCCCCGGAUCGUCCGCGACGGACGGCCCGGCCUGCGGGCCCGGCCCCGGAUCGUCCGCGACGGACGGCCCGGCCUGCGGGCCCGGCCCCGGACCGUCCGCGACGGGCGGUCCGGCCACCGUGCCCGCCCCCGGAUCGGCCCCGGCGGCCGGCCCGGCCGGCGGGCCCGACCCCGGCCCGGCGGCCGAGGAACCGCUGGGCGCCCUGGACCCCUCAGACACCUUCUACUGCCUGACGGCGGGCACCAGGCUGGUGCUGGAGCGGUGCCCGGACGGCGGGGCCGGGCCGCCCCCCGUCACCUACGACUCCAUCGGAGGCCUGGGCCGCCAGCUGCAGGAGAUCCGGGAGCUCGUCGAACUCCCCCUGCGGCAGCCAGAGCUCUUCCGUCGCUUCGGCAUCCCCCCUCCGAGAGGCGUGCUGCUCUACGGCCCCCCCGGAACGGGGAAGACCAUGAUCGCCAGAGCGCUGGCCUCGCAGGCCGGGGCCCACAUGGCCGUCAUCAACGGGCCGGAAAUCAUCAGCAGGUUCUACGGGGAGACCGAAGCCAGACUGCGACAGAUAUUCGCCGAAGCGACGCUCCGGAGUCCGUCCAUCGUGUUCAUCGACGAGCUGGACGCCCUCUGUCCCAAGAGAGAAAAGGCGCAGAACGAAGUGGAGAAGAGAGUGGUGGCCUCGCUCCUCACGCUGAUGGACGGGAUCGGCUCCGAGGGGAGCCUGGGCCGCGUGCUGGUCCUCGGGGCCACCAACCGUCCGCAGGCCCUGGACCCGGCCCUGCGCCGGCCGGGCCGCUUCGACAAGGAGCUGGAGAUCGGGGUCCCCUCGGCGCCGGCCCGGCUGGACAUCCUGCAGAAGCUGCUGCGGCCCGUCCCCCACACCCUGACCCCGGACCAGCUGACCCGUCUGGCGGACGCCGCCCACGGCUACGUGGGAGCCGACCUCAAGGCCCUCUGCGACCAAGCAGGCUUGCGGGCCCUGCGUCGGGCGCUGUGGGAGGCGCCGGACAUCCCGGACCGGGACCUGGCCGGCUCCGUGCGCGUGACCUUCGGCGACUUCCAGCGGGGGAUGCGGGACGUGAGGCCCAGCGCUAUGCGCGAGGUGGCCGUGGACGUGCCCAAGGUGUCCUGGGCGGACGUAGGCGGGCUGGCGGACGUCAAAGUGAAGCUGCGGCAGGCGGUGGAGUGGCCGCUGAAGCACCCGGAGGCCUUCGCCACCAUGGGCAUCGAGCCCCCCAAGGGCAUCCUCCUCUACGGACCCCCGGGCUGCUGCAAGACCAUGAUCGCCAAGGCCCUGGCCAACGAGAGCCGCCUCAACUUCCUGGUGGUCAAGGGUCCCGAGCUGAUGAGCAAAUACGUGGGCGAAUCGGAGCGGGCCGUCAGAGAGAUCUUCAGGAAGGCCCGAGCCGUGGCUCCCGCCAUCGUCUUCUUCGACGAGCUGGACGCCUUGGCCGUCGAACGGGGCAGCUCUUCGGGGGCCGGCAACGUGGCAGACCGUGUGGUGGCCCAGCUGCUGACGGAGAUGGACGGCGUGGAGCGACUAACCGGCGUCACCGUCCUGGCGGCCACCAACCGUCCGGACCGGAUCGAUAAGGCCCUGCUCCGCCCCGGGCGGAUCGACCGGAUCAUCUACGUGCCUCUGCCCGACGCGGGCACCCGGCGGGAGGUGCUGGCCCUGCAGCUGCGCUCCAUGCCCGUCGGGGGAGACGUCUGCCCCGACCACCUGCUGCAGCGCACCGACGGCUACUCGGGCGCCGAGAUCGCAGCUGUCUGCAGGGAGGCGGCCCUGCUGGCUCUCCAGGAAGACCUCCGGGCCCAGUCCAUCAUGAGGAGACACUUCGACCAGGCCCUGGACAUCGUGACGCCCCGGAUCCCCGCCUCGCUCAAGCAGUUUUACGCCGAUUACCAAAACACCUGUGGACUGCACGCCCUCUGAGCCCACGUCCUCUCCUCCACCCUGCCCGGCGGCGAGGAAUCCGCCCGGGACUGGCCGUCCGGGGGGCGCGGGACGGCGGCGUUGGCGUGGAGGAGAGGGUCAGACUGGACAAUAAAUAAAUAAAUAAAUAAA
Molecule: messenger RNA, 2993 nt
Organism: Ornithorhynchus anatinus (platypus)
Lineage: Eukaryota; Metazoa; Chordata; Mammalia; Monotremata; Ornithorhynchidae
Gene: AFG2A
Product: spermatogenesis associated 5
Exons: 16
Coding region: 51-2861 (936 amino acids)
Cellular component (GO): cytoplasm
Molecular function (GO): ATP binding; ATP hydrolysis activity
Source: RefSeq, a predicted model, not a curated record